This is a messenger RNA of Hibiscus syriacus, 546 nucleotides long. RefSeq names its product probable calcium-binding protein CML29. The record is from RefSeq and is a predicted model, not a curated record. Lineage: Eukaryota; Viridiplantae; Streptophyta; Magnoliopsida; Malvales; Malvaceae. The transcript has 3 exons. Gene Ontology annotation, molecular function: enzyme regulator activity; calcium ion binding. The coding region runs from base 24 to 506 and encodes 160 amino acids.
AGUUAAGUUGAAUAUAUAGCACCAUGGCUCAACUGGGAUCGUCUCUGUCAGCAGAAACCGAGACGCUGAGCAAUGUCCUGAGCCUAGUGGAGGCUUUCAGAGCAUUCGAUUCAGACAACGACGGUGCUAUAAAUGCCGCAGAGCUGGGCGGAAUCCUGAGCUCGCUCGGCUACAACGCUAGCGAGCAAGACGUGAGGGCGAUGAUGCGGGAAGGAGACGGUGACAAGGACGGGUUGCUGAGCAUGGAAGAGUUCCUUGAGAUGAACACCAAGGACAUGGUGCUCGGGGAGCUCGCCAAUUCUCUCAAGACAGCUUCCCAGGCUAUUGAGGUCCAAGGGGACGACGCUUUAACAGCCACGGAGCUGUAUCAAGUUAUGGGUAACCUUGGAAUGCCUCAACAUUCCCUUGAGGAUUGCCAGUGUGUGGUGGCUUCCAUGGAUGCAGAUGGUGAUGGAGCUGUUACCUUGGAGGACUUCAAACUCAUUCUUAAUGCACUUUUAGAUUAAUAAUUAAUAUAAUAACAAACAUUAGUAAUUGUUAAAUAAU